Heterostelium album PN500 is the source of this 147-nucleotide messenger RNA. RefSeq lists its product as uncharacterized. Bases 1 to 147 code for a protein of 48 amino acids. NCBI's taxonomy places the organism in Eukaryota, Evosea, Eumycetozoa, Acytosteliales, Acytosteliaceae. The record is from RefSeq and is a predicted model, not a curated record. The transcript is spliced from 2 exons.
AUGUGGCGAUCGAUCGAGGGUGACACUGGAACAUCAACGACUUUAUCUUUGGACAAUCGAUUCUAUGAAAGAUAUUCUCUAGUUCCGGUUCGUAGCGGAUUCGCAACUCCUCGAGAUCCACCAGCUUCUGAAAGAGUAUCGAGUUGA